This is a messenger RNA of Brettanomyces nanus, 1311 nucleotides long. RefSeq lists its product as uncharacterized. The transcript has a single exon. Gene Ontology annotation, biological process: L-arginine biosynthetic process; L-ornithine biosynthetic process. The record is from RefSeq and is a predicted model, not a curated record. Gene Ontology annotation, cellular component: mitochondrial matrix. Lineage: Eukaryota; Fungi; Ascomycota; Pichiomycetes; Pichiales; Pichiaceae. The coding region runs from base 1 to 1311 and encodes 436 amino acids. Gene Ontology annotation, molecular function: L-glutamate N-acetyltransferase activity, acting on acetyl-CoA as donor; L-glutamate N-acetyltransferase activity, acting on acetyl-L-ornithine as donor.
AUGCUUUUUUGUCGUCUAUUUUCAACUAGUUCGGCUAGCCAUCUUAUCGACAAGUCCAAAUUCAUCCCUCAUUCCGGCUUCUACCCCAAAGGCUAUAAAGUGGGGGCUCUUGCUUCUGGUGUCAAGAAAGCAGGGGCUUUGGACCUUGCCAUGGUUGUUUCAGAAACUGCUGCCUCUGCCGCUGCUUGUUUUACAACAAAUAAGUUUAAGGCUGCUCCUGUUUUGGUUGAUAAGGCCACUCUACAGGCCAAUAAUAAUGCAGGUAUUAGAGCCAUCGUCGCAAACAGUGGCUGUGCUAAUUCUGUCACCGGUGAAGGAGGUUUACAGGAUGCUUGUAAGAUGAUCUCCAUGGUGGAUGAUUCAAUUGGAGUCCAUAACUCUUCCAAAAAUCAUUCUUCGUUGGUGAUGUCUACCGGGGUCAUAGGCCAGAGGUUAUCCAUGAAUAAGAUCCUUCCAGCCAUCAAAGAGUUGGCGCAGGGAGAUCAUCUAGGAUCAGAUCACGUGCAUUGGAUAACGUGCGCAAAAGGGAUUAUGACUACUGAUACUUUUCCCAAGCUAGUUUCGAAGAGGUUUACCAUGGGGGGUAUAGAGUAUUCUUUGGCAGGUUUGGCCAAAGGAGCAGGAAUGAUUUGUCCAAAUAUGGCUACAUUGUUGGGAUUUUUUGUCACUGAUGCCCCAGUGGAGCCUUCUGCUUUACAAGAAAUCCUUUCGCAUGCUGUCAGUAAAUCAUUUAACUGUAUUUCUGUGGAUGGAGAUAUGUCUACAAAUGAUACAAUUACUGCUUUGGCAAACGGUGCCGCUGGAGGAGAGUUAAUCACUAAGUUACAUCCUAACUACAAUAUUUUAGAGCAUGAAGUAACUGAAUUUGCCAAACAAUUGGCUCAGUUAGUGGUCCAUGAUGGUGAAGGAUCGACCAAGUUUAUCACUUUGAGGAUUAAGGACGCUCUCACGUAUGAAGAUGCUAAGAAAGUGGCUAGUUCCAUAUCCAAUUCACCCCUUUUUAAGACGGCCAUGUAUGGAGAAGAUGCUAAUUGGGGAAGAAUUCUCUGUGCUACAGGAUAUGCAGGUGCGGAGGUGAAUCCUAUGAAAACCAACGUAUCUUUCAUUCCUACGGAUGGUUCUGAAGAGUUGAAAUUGCUAGUCAAUGGGGAGCCCCAGAACGUAGAUGAGGAUAGAGCCUCUGUAUUGUUGAAGAGGGAAGAACUUGAAGUGAUGGUUGAUCUUGGAACAGGAGGAGGAGAGUCUUGUGAGUUCUGGACAUGUGAUUUAAGCCAUGACUAUGUCAAGAUUAACGGUGAUUACCGGUCAUAG